GCAUACACAGAAAUGAAAGAAAAUGAAGAGAAAAGGAAAGACCUAGAAAAGAAAGAAAAGGAAAAGAAAUACCAAGCCCGAAAGAUGCAUUACCUCCUUAGCACUGAGCAGAUUGCAGGCAUCUACAAUUCACCGUUCAGAAAAUUCCCAGAUCCAAUGGAACUGCUGUUACAGAACUCAAAGCCAUUGAGCCACAGACGGCAGCAAGUGAAGAGUCCCUUUGCCUAUGAGCUCUAUGACUGGCCAACUUGCAGGAGACCUCCGACUGUCUUCACAGCACAGCCUCUGCCACCUAUUGGCAAACAGAAGCUUCAGGGGCCUUUCCGUGAUCCUGCCGAAGUAUUGAGGCAGCGCUACAAGCCUUUGGACCCAACCUUGCGAGUGGCAGCAUCAAUCAAUUCGCCACUAGAGAAGGCCAGAGAGGAAAUGAAAAGGGAGGAAUGGAGAAACCGUAUACAUGACAAUGAGUUUCUGCCAUUUUCUUCGUAUCGUAAAAAUGAGAAGUAUGACCCAUCAAUUUGUAGGUCAGGCAAAUAUGUCCAAGGAACUUAUGGAGUUAAACACUUCCGAGAAGUACAGCCUGAGAAGUGGGUAGCAGACAAGGACUUUCAAACAGUGUUACCAUCGAUUGUUCUCUUUGAAAAAUUUGGAAAAACUUAUUCCAGAGCUGGGCAAAUAGUGUAA
Apaloderma vittatum (bar-tailed trogon) is the source of this 684-nucleotide messenger RNA. RefSeq names its product spermatogenesis associated 17 (gene SPATA17). Gene Ontology annotation, biological process: spindle organization; establishment of meiotic spindle localization; mitotic cell cycle. The transcript has 5 exons. The coding region runs from base 13 to 684 and encodes 223 amino acids. Lineage: Eukaryota; Metazoa; Chordata; Aves; Trogoniformes; Trogonidae. The record is from RefSeq and is a predicted model, not a curated record. Gene Ontology annotation, cellular component: spindle pole.